ACCGAAAGCCACUCCCCUUUAAGACAUCAUCAUCAUCACCAUCACAUCUCCUCAGCUCGCCGCCGAUGUAGUAAUUUGAUGUUAUGGAGAAGAAAGGGAUUCACUGUUUAGCCACUACAUUCUCCAUACUAACAUCUUAAAGCUUGAAAGCGGAAAUCUUCUUCGGCACCUUACUCAAGCCAAAAAGGAGACUGAACUGACUGAUUUACAGAUUUUUUUGUUUCAUUGUCCCGUGGGAGAAAAGAACCGCACGAACUUAACAUGAAGAGAAUAACGGGGAAGACGAAAGAAGCUACUUUAAUAGAAAUGUCCAAUACUCUGGAUUCUCAGAUUGAAGGUAAUAAUGGCAGCAUUAACUCCAUUUCUGACCGAGGGACACAACUGCCUGGUCACCGAGAGAUAGACAAGUUUGAGCAGAACAGGGACUCUGUGUACUUCAAGGAUGGUGUACGGCGCAUCGAUUUCGUCCUGUCCUACGUUGACGACAAGGAGGGAGACAAAAAAGCGGAAAGAAGAAGAGAGUUUGAAGCCAACCUGGAAAAGUCUGGUCUUGAGCUGGAGACUGAAGAUAAAUCGGAGUCAGAUGAUCGUAAGACGUAUUAUCUGAAGAUUCACGCUCCAUGGGAGGUGUUGGCCACCUAUGCAGAUGUGCUAAAGAUCAAAGUGCCCUUUAAAGCGAGCGAUAUUCCCAAAGCUCGAGAAGUUCCUCUGGAGUGGCUCACUAACCCUUUUCGUCUGCCAGACAACAUCAUGAGGCCAGAGCCGGACUACUUCACUGCACCUUUUGACAAGAGCAAAGUUGACUUCUUCCUCAUUGAUGAUAAGGACACGUUUUUUCCUCCCUCCACACGCAACAGGAUCGUGUACUACAUCCUGACUCGCUGCGCUUACUACAAGGAAGACCGAAAAGAGAAAGAUAAGACAGGAAUUAAACGACUGCUGAACAACGGCACUUAUACCUCAGCUUAUCCCCUUCAUGACUGUCGGUAUUGGAAGAAAGCCCAAGAUGUGCAGUGUGAGAGUGAGAGGUAUCACCUGUAUAGGCACUGGGCUCGAUUCCUCUGCUUCUACAAGGAGCAGCCACUCAAUCUGAUCAAGAAGUAUUAUGGUGAGAAGAUUGGUAUCUACUUUGCCUGGCUGGGCUUUUACACAGAAAUGCUGUUUUUUGCUGCAGUCAUGGGUGUGAUCUGUUUUGUGUAUGGCCUACUCAGUUACGAUGACAACAUCACAAGUAAGGAGAUCUGUGACCCAGACAUUGGAGGGAAUAUUGUCAUGUGUCCGCUCUGUGAUAAAAAGUGCAGCUACUGGAAACUCAACUCAACAUGCGUGUCCUCCUGGCAAUCCCAUCUAUUUGAUAACGAGGGGACUGUGUUCUUUGCCAUGUUCAUGGGCAUUUGGGUGACUCUGUUCCUAGAGUUCUGGAAACGGCGGCAGGCCCGUCUGGAAUAUGAGUGGGACCUUGUGGACUUUGAGGAGGAACAGCAGCAGCUACAGAUCAGGCCAGAGUAUGAGCAGAAGUGCACGGGCCGCAGACUCAACCGCUUCACGCAGGAAAUGGAGCCUUAUCUUUCUUUCCCCAGCAAGUGUGCUCGAUUCUGCCUGUCGGGAGCAACUGUUCUCUUCUGGACGUUUCUGAUAGUGGCCUGUAUAAUGGGGGUGAUCGCUUACAGAUUAGCGGUUUAUGCAGCAUUCGCCAGCGUCAUGAAGGACAGCCCCACCAGUAAGAUCCAGCUGGUGGGCUCUCUCAUCACCCCUCAACUUGCCACCUCUGUCACUGCUUCCUGCAUCAACUUUGUCAUUAUCCUCAUCCUCAACUUCCUCUAUGAGCAAGUGGCCAUCUGGAUCACUGAUAUGGAGAUCCCCAAGACCCAUCUGGAGUACGAGAACAAGCUGACCAUGAAGAUGUUUAUGUUCCAGUUUGUGAACUACUACUCUUCCUGCUUCUAUGUGGCCUUCUUUAAAGGGAAGUUUGUGGGUUAUCCGGGAAACUACAGUUAUAUGUUUGGAAAGUGGACCUCUCUGAGAAAUGAAGAGUGUGCCCCUGGGGGGUGUCUGAUUGAGCUGACCACACAGCUGCUCAUCGUUAUGGCUGGAAAACAGAUGGUUGGGAACGUCCAGGAGGCUCUGCUGCCACUUCUCCGAAACUGGUGGGGCAGCAGGAAAGGGCGGAGUCAUCCAGAAAGUACAUACAGUAGAUGGGAGCAGGACCAUGAUCUGCAGAACUUCAGCCAGUUUGGACUCUUCUAUGAGUAUCUGGAGAUGGUGAUCCAGUUUGGCUUCAUAACACUUUUCGUAGCCUCUUUUCCACUGGCCCCUCUUCUUGCCCUCUUCAACAACAUCCUAGAAGUGCGAGUCGAUGCUUGGAAGUUUACCACACAGUUUAGAAGGCCAGUGGCAGCAAAGGCACGCAACAUUGGAGCAUGGGAAGAGAUCCUCAAUGUGGUGGCCAUCUUGUCCGUUGUCACAAAUGCCUUCAUCAUGGCAUUCACCUCAGAUAUGAUUCCUCGUCUUGUCUAUCUGUACGCCUACCAUCCAGGCACCGAGCCCACUAUGGAAGGUUACAUCACCAACAGCCUCUCCGUUUACAACAUCUCUCAGAUCCCUGAAGAUAACCUACCCGAACCUGGAGAAAACCCAUCCUGGUUUAACAGCUCUACCAUCACAACAUGCAGUUAUCGGGACUACAGAUAUCCACCCGGCCAUAAGAGGCAAUACACACACACAAUGCAGUUCUGGCACAUCCUGGCUGCUAAGCUAGCCUUCAUCAUCAUUAUGGAACACGUUGUAUUUGUGGUGAAAUUCUUCGUGGCGUGGCUGAUUCCAGAUGUGCCGUCAGACGUGAAAGCACGUAUAAAGCGCGAACGCUUUCUGGUUCAGGAAUAUCUGCACAACUACGAAGUGGAGAAACUCAAGAUGCAGCUGAGCCAGAGUUUCUGCCUGUCCACAGAAACAGCCUCACUGCUGCCCUCUAGUCCUAGUAAACACCAGGUGGUUUCUGAAUGUAUUUGAACAUCCCUGAGUCCUCAGGACUACGCAAAUGCACUGUACCCUGCAAAGCAUGGAGGAAUCAGAUCUUCAGGACCUCUUCAAACAUUUAUUAAAAACAACUGCCAGAACUUUUACAAGGAACCACACGCCUAACAGUUAAACAAAUCUGCAGCUUUUUUCUGCUUGCAGUUUAUAGGAGAACAAUACAGUUUCUUUUACAUGUCCGGGGUGCACUUAUAUAACUGCACUUUUUCAGUGGAGAAAGGCUUGGAGACGGAUCACAGUGAUUUAAACAGCAAUCCCUCUGGAAUGCAACCUGAUGCUGCUCAUGUUGCCUCGAGAGCAAGUUGCUGCGAAGGCAACUUAAGAAUAAUCAGAUAUGACAUGUUUUUAGAAGGCAAUAAAGCUUUUACGUACGUCCAGCUUGUUGCCAUUCCAUUUUUCUUUUGCAGAUGUAAUCUGCAUGUUUUGCCCUGUAUGUCUGACUGUGAAAGAGGUACAUGUAGACUGUAUGUAUUGUCUUUUUUGCUUUUCAUUUUCUGAUAUAUCGGGGGGUUUGUUUUGUUGUUUUUUGGGGGGCAUGUGAGAUUUAAGUUAAUAUUUGUUUUUAUCCAGUGGAUUUUACCACUGUGGUUAUUUUCCCUUAAGAAACACAGAAUCGCAUAAUCAUUCCUGUAGUACUUGUAUUAUCAUGUUUCUCAGAGUAUUUAUAUUUUAUUGUUGCUAAUUAAUGCUGUACCUUGUAGAAAAUUGGUCACCCACACAUUUUGUUCAGUGUAAUAUUAAAAUGUGAUGAUUUUUUUUUGUUAUUAUUAAUAUUAUUAUUAUUAGCUUUCUUCAAAGAUGCAUUUAUUACUUCAGAGUAAUCAUAUAACUGAUUUAUUAUAUGGCUGGAAGGAUGGAUUGUGGAAGAAUUGUGUUUUCACCAGAUUAAGCUCUGUAAUGACUUGCUAUGUAUUUUCUGAUACAGAAACUCAAGCCAUUAUGCAUCACCUCAUUCUGCAAGAGUCUGUCAAUGUUUGCACAUAUCGUAUAUAUGAGGCUUUUUAAUCAUGACUAGAAGAACUAGUCUUUUUUUUUUUUUCACUGUAACUGAUUUCUGCACAAAUGCACUUAACAGGAUUAGUUCAGAUUUUUGUAAUCAGUUCUCUGUGCAUCAGUGAGAUAUUCACUCUGAUAACUACAUUUGAUAUUACGGCAAUGAUGGGACAAAUUAAUUCAGUGAAAGAGAUUCCCAUGUAAGACCUAGAAUAACACCUGUUGGUUUAUACAUGCAAAAGGACAAAAAAAAAAUUAUAUCAGUUUUGAAGUGAGUGAAUUGAAGAAAUCAAGUGUUUCCUGCUGUAUUACUGACCUGGUGCAAAGAGAGUUUGGUUUAAAAAUUUUGAACUGCCCCAUCAACAUUUCAGAUGUUUGUUUACUACAUUCUGAACACUAUUCACUCAGCACCAACCAUCCUUUACAUGGACUUGGAACAGUUUGAAAACAAUGUUAAUAUUAUGUCCCAGGUGAUUGACUCUGUUUUUAAAGUGUCUUAUCAAUUCAACUACACGUGUACACAACAUUGAGCCAUACCUGUUCAUUUCACAGAAAUCUGUUAUAAAUUCUGUUGUUUUUUUUUUUAGCCUGUUGAGUGAUUCAUGCUGUCUUUCAAAAAUCUUUUAUGGAUAAUACAAUUACAGUUUACAGAAUUAUUCUGAUUAUUAUCUGUUGCUAUACAAACCAAUACACAAUAUACAUAAUUAGUGUGACUAUUUAAUGAAUGUGGCAGGGAUAUUUUAAAAAAUAUCUAAAAAUAAUAAUAAAAAUUGCACUUAGUUUAGGAUUUUUUGUGUGUUCAGAUGAGACCAUGUCAUCCAUGCCUUUGCCUUAAUUAUUUUCUUUGACAAUGAUACUUGUGUAUGUGUAUUUUUAUUUGGCCUACAAAUGUUUACAGAAUGAGUUGCAUGAAAGCCGUGUGAAAAGGGAAGUGUGAAUAAUCAUGAAUCAAGACUUUAAAAGAAAUUCUUGUUUGCAUUCCAAUGACUAGAACGUGCCAAAAUAAAGUGAUUGAAGUAUA
Molecule: messenger RNA, 5047 nt
Organism: Megalobrama amblycephala (Wuchang bream)
Lineage: Eukaryota; Metazoa; Chordata; Actinopteri; Cypriniformes; Xenocyprididae
Gene: ano5b
Product: anoctamin 5b
Exons: 19
Coding region: 262-3009 (915 amino acids)
Biological process (GO): chloride transmembrane transport
Cellular component (GO): plasma membrane
Molecular function (GO): chloride channel activity; protein dimerization activity
Source: RefSeq, a predicted model, not a curated record